Molecule: messenger RNA, 822 nt
Organism: Gossypium raimondii (Peruvian cotton)
Lineage: Eukaryota; Viridiplantae; Streptophyta; Magnoliopsida; Malvales; Malvaceae
Product: protein FAR1-RELATED SEQUENCE 4-like
Exons: 2
Coding region: 1-822 (273 amino acids)
Biological process (GO): regulation of DNA-templated transcription
Molecular function (GO): zinc ion binding
Source: RefSeq, a predicted model, not a curated record
AUGUUUGGGUGUACAUUUUUGCGAGAUGAGACUGUUGCUUCCUUUGCAUGGUUGUUCAAGUCUUUCUUGCAAUCAAUGGGUAGUCAAUCACCGAAGACUAUAAUGACUGAUCAGGAUCAUGCAAUUAGCAAAGCAAUAGGAGAAAUCUUUCCUGAUUCAUGUCACAGAUUAUGUUUAUGGCACAUUUCUAGGAAUGUGCCUUCACAUCUUGGUAAUCUUAAUGGAAAUGCUACUUUGCAUGCUUUGUUUUAUAAGUGCAUACAAGGUUGUGAAUCCGAAAUAGAAUUUGAGAAGACUUGGGAAAAAAUGAUAAAUGAUCAUAAUCUUCAAGAUUAUUCAUGGUUGAAAGUGAGUUUUUUUGAAUUCGAGAAUUUAGUGGCAAGAUGGCGUUCUUCCGAAGCUGAGAAGGAUUUUCAGUGUAGAAAUGGCUCAAUCACGUGUGCAAUUAAAAAUUGUGGUAUUUUGUCUCAUGCAUCGAAAGUUUAUACUCAUGAAAUAUACAAGUGCUUUGAGAAAGAAUUUCUUGAUGGUGUUCCAUUAAUAUGGAGAGAAGUUGCUCAAAAUGGUACAACUUAUACUUUUGAAGUAAUGAUGGAUGAAAAAAGUUCAAGAGUUCGAACAGUCCAUUUUAACACAGCUACCAUAGAGAUUCAUUGUACUUGCAAGAAGUUUGCUUUUUGUGGCUAUCUUUGCUCUCAUGCUUUACUGAUUCUUAGUGUAAAAAAUGUUAAGAAAAUUUUUUAUCGGUAUAUCUCUCGAAGAUGGACUAAAGAUGCUGAAAAAGACAUGUAUGGUGGUAAUGUUGUUGAGUUUUCACAAUAG